AUGCCUCCAAAGCCUAUUUUCUCUCGCGGUAAAGGUGCGCCGAAGAAGCCCGACGGAAAACGCAAGAAAGAUAGCUUGAAUGGAGAGGCAGAGGCAACCCAUCCAAAGAAGAGGACAAAAAAGGAAAUCCCGCAAGUCCUGGACGAGGCACUUCUUGCAGCCGAUCUCAACACUGAUUAUUCGAAAAGAAGGAAGAAGCUUAGGCAACAAAUGCCCAAGAAACAGAAAUGGCCAAAAGUGAAAGGCGUUAUCACAGAGCGGGAAAAUGCACCUCAAGGCUGGAACCCAGAGGAGCCUGACCUGAUGCCCGAUGACUGCGAAGCUCAGAUCGAAAGGUGUCUUGAGCGGAUCGCAGAGAAUAUAAUGCCUCAUGUCUAUCAACAUAAAAUGAAAGAAUUUAUGGCAAAACAGAUGGAGCGCGAUGCGCUGAUGGCUACAGAGCCAGGUUUAAGUUGGCCCGUUGUACAGCGCCUAGAUGAUCUCAAAUUUACGUUGAAUUGGCUCGUAGCGGCAAACGACGAACACAAGAUGGUCGAUACAGUAAAAGCCAUUAUUGCACAAUAUCGAUCAGGGGAAUUUGAUUGGCAUCCGGGCUUUGUCACCUACUGGCAUGCUGGAGUUCAGCUCUGCCUGCCGAGACCUUUCAACUGGGGUGAAUACCGCUACAUUCAUGACAAAUGUCAGGGACACGAGGGGUUCUGGGUCGAAGGUAUUCUCGGGCCUGGGCCUGGCAUGAGCAAGACUUCGAUGGCAUGCCUACCGGAUCCGCGUAUCAAUGCCACAAUGGUAGUUAUUUCCCUCUCAAUUGCCCUGUUGGCCACUUCGUUAAGCGCUAUUUCUAAUAAUCUUCUUCAGGUGCGGCUUAGCCUUCGGAUCCCACAGGCUCCGUCGGUUGCAGGAAAAAGGAUAUCGAGCUUCGAAUUCCCGUUCAUGGACGACACCGGGUCUACGCAUAUGAGCAUAUUUGAAGACGACAUCAGCAUUCUUCAGGAUAACAAGACAUACCCCUUGCCCCGAUGCCUUGGUGUUGGAGUUCACUAUACCUCAGAUGACAGGCGGGUCCCCUCGCUAUAUAGAGAAUUAGAAGUCAACAUGUGGAGUGUGGAUGAAGGUAGUUGGAUUUCCAAGUGGGAGGCGAUACCGGCUUCCAUCCGGAGUGGUCAAGCAACGAGGGCCGGCGCUGACCGUUUGACUGGGUCAUGGCUACGACACAGGUUUUACACUGGAACUUGUCCUGAUCAGUCCAUGCGUCUUUGGGUUUUUAACUAUAACCCUGGGAUACCACAGGGUCAGAGGACUCUUCCUACCGCGACCCCGGCACAAUUGACCGCGCCCUUCCAAACUGCAAGGCUUCAUCCGGUUGGAGACUUUCCUCAUCUUGACCCAAAUCUCGCGUCAGGGCAAAGUUUGAUCUAA
Molecule: messenger RNA, 1416 nt
Organism: Penicillium egyptiacum
Lineage: Eukaryota; Fungi; Ascomycota; Eurotiomycetes; Eurotiales; Aspergillaceae
Source: the annotation of a GenBank genome assembly